AUGUCCGCUACUACUAGGAAUAUCCGUCACCAAACACUGGAACAACAAAAACAACUGUUGGAAAUGAAAAUGAGGCAGGUCAGACAAACUCCGCAGAUCAUAAAAGCAUCAGACAAUGUCAUGCCAAGUGCAAGAAUACGGCCGAAAUCUGCUAGGCCACUGGAGAUGAAUUGUUACGAUGGUCCAUUAACAUAUGCAAUGAUGAAUUGCAGUCCAGACUCCAGUGAUAUAUUAGGUGUAUCAAGACAUUCUAUUAAUCAUGAUGUUAUUGAAGAUAUGAGAAAAGAAGUAGCUGAAAUGACUGUUGACGAACGUAGGAUAUCUGUAGACACUGAAGAUGAAGAAUCUUGUUCCAUUUCUCCAGUUAAAACUUUAAGUUCAAUACACAUAAAAGAAAACAGCCCAUUUAUUUAUCCUUCUUCAACAAUUACUGAUACUAAUGAAUUGGAAGGAGAUGUAUAUGGAAAUUUAGAAACAUUUGUCCUGGAACCGGCUGCCCAAGGUGUUCAUUUUAAGUGUCGUAUAACUAGAGAUAAAAAAGGCAUGGAUCGAGGGUUAUAUCCUACUUACUAUUUACAUUUAGACAAAGGAAAUGGAUCAAAAAUUUUUUUAUUGGCUGCUCGUAAACGUAAAAAAAGUAGAACAUCAAAUUAUCUAAUAUCAACAGAUCCAACUGAUUUGUCUAGAGGAGGUGAUUCUUUUGUUGGCAAACUUAGAUCAAAUUUAAUUGGUACUCAAUUCACUGUCUAUGAUAAUGGUACGUCACCAUAUAAGUCGUCUAUAGAAGGAGUCCAAGAAAGACAAGAAUUAGCAGCUGUAGUAUAUGAAACAAAUGUGCUAGGAUUCAAGGGACCGCGUAAGAUGACUGUCAUAAUACCAGGCAUGAAUAAAAAUCACCAACGAGUUAAAGUCGCCACAACUGAUAACUAUAGUUCAUUAUUAGAAUGUUAUCGAACAAAAAAUAUGGACGACCUGAUAGAAUUACAUAACAAAACACCACAGUGGAAUGAAGAAACCCAAUCGUAUGUUCUUAAUUUUCAUGGACGAGUCACACAAGCUUCAGUUAAAAACUUUCAAAUUGUUCACGAUAAUGAUGUUGAUUACAUUGUCCUGCAAUUUGGUCGGAUUUCAGAUGAUCUCUUUACAAUGGAUUACAGAUAUCCAUUGUGUGCAAUGCAAGCAUUUGCUAUCACUCUUAGUAGUUUUGAUAGCAAAUUAGCUUGUGAGUAG
Molecule: messenger RNA, 1230 nt
Organism: Macrosiphum euphorbiae (potato aphid)
Lineage: Eukaryota; Metazoa; Arthropoda; Insecta; Hemiptera; Aphididae
Source: the annotation of a GenBank genome assembly